Molecule: messenger RNA, 2543 nt
Organism: Lates calcarifer (barramundi perch)
Lineage: Eukaryota; Metazoa; Chordata; Actinopteri; Centropomidae
Gene: mapk14a
Product: mitogen-activated protein kinase 14a
Exons: 12
Coding region: 289-1371 (360 amino acids)
Biological process (GO): intracellular signal transduction; protein phosphorylation
Cellular component (GO): nucleus; cytoplasm
Molecular function (GO): MAP kinase activity; ATP binding
Source: RefSeq, a predicted model, not a curated record
GUUGCAAGCGGGGUGAAAUCUCGGAGGUGUCUGAAAUCGACCAGCGGAGAGCAGAGCGAACAGCGUGAAGGUCUGAAAACGUGCAGGCAGCAGACGGUGAUUCUGCAACAUUUAGCAAGAAGGCAACCUCGUAACUUUAGAGCAUAUAAAGUUCUCUGGCGGCGAGAAGCGUUUCAUUUUGUUCCUCUUUUCGUAACUUGGGGGAAAGUUAAACUCUGGCUCGGAGGACCCACCUCGGUGAGCGCAGAAAAGUGCAGUCGGUGGUCGGCAGCAGUUGGUUCUGCAGGAAUGUCGCAGAAAGAGAGACCCGUGUUUUAUCGUCAGGAGGUCAACAAGACGAUAUGGGAAGUCCCGGAACGGUACCAAAGCCUGUCCCCGGUGGGCUCUGGCGCCUACGGAUCCGUGUGUUCUGCAUAUGAUAUGAAGAGUGGUUUGAAGGUUGCUGUGAAGAAGCUCUCUCGGCCGUUUCAGUCCAUCAUCCAUGCCAAGAGAACUUACAGAGAGCUGCGGUUGCUUAAGCACAUGAAACAUGAAAAUGUGAUUGGCCUCCUAGAUGUCUUCACCCCGGCUACUUCUCUGAAGGAGUUUACUGAUGUGUAUCUUGUGACUCACCUAAUGGGGGCAGAUCUUAACAACAUAGUGAAAUGUCAGAAGCUCACAGAUGAUCAUGUGCAGUUCCUCAUAUACCAGAUCCUCCGAGGUUUAAAGUAUAUCCACUCAGCAGACAUCAUUCAUAGAGAUUUGAAACCUAGUAACCUGGCAGUAAAUGAAGACUGUGAGCUGAAGAUUUUGGACUUUGGUUUGGCGCGGCACACUGAUGAUGAGAUGACUGGAUACGUAGCCACCCGCUGGUAUCGAGCCCCAGAGAUCAUGUUGAACUGGAUGCAUUACAACAUGACAGUGGAUAUUUGGUCAGUGGGAUGUAUAAUGGCAGAACUCCUCACUGGAAGAACUCUGUUCCCUGGCACUGACCAUAUAAACCAGCUUCAGCAGAUAAUGCGUCUGACAGGAACGCCCCCGGCAUCUCUAAUAAGCAGGAUGCCCAGCCAUGAGGCCAGGAACUACAUCAGCUCCUUGCCACAGAUGCCCAAGAGGAACUUUGCUGAUGUGUUCAUUGGUGCCAACCCACAAGCUGUGGACCUUUUGGAGAAAAUGCUGGUUCUGGACACAGACAAGCGGAUAACUGCAGCCGAGGCUCUGGCCCACCCAUACUUUGCUCAGUAUCACGACCCAGACGAUGAGCCCGAGGCAGAGCCAUACGACCAGAGCUUUGAGAGCCGCGAACUGGAGAUUGAAGAGUGGAAACGAUUGACCUACGAGGAAGUGUGUAGUUUUGAGCCACCUAUUUUUGAUGAGGAUGACAUGGAGUAAGGAAACGUGCCACCCACAUCAACCCCAGCAUCCAACAAAUUUGCAAAAGCCUCAAACAGACUCUCAGACACUCGUAUCAGACUGCCUACCAACCUUAGUCAGUCUUUAUUAAUUGAGAAAACAUUCUCCAUGAUUAGUCUUUGGAAGGAGAUCAUUACCAGCGAGAACUUGACCAGUUAUCAAUAUUCUCAUGUAUGAACCACUAAUGUUGAUGGUCCGAUGAUGCUGGGAAGUGUCACUUCUUGCCAACGGCUGAAAUAAUUUUAUAUUGUUCAGACAUUUUUUAAAUUCAGACUUUGAUGACUCAUCACUGUGACUCUGAGAUGCUGAAACACCAUGGACCUAUAGCUGUGCUAUUUUGUGUUUAAAAUUUUCUAUUGAGUAACUUAUGAAUAAGCUUUUAUGUCUAUCAAUCAAAAAAAAAAAAAAAAGAAAAAAGCUACCACUCAACCUGCCACGCUGUCACAUAUAGCACUGGGUCACGUAUUUGUAACAUGAGUUUUGAUUCAGUUAUCGCCAUGAUUGUUCCUGUAUUUAAAGAGAUAACUUUGAAGGGUUUCCUCUCUCUGACAGAAGUAGAUUUUACAGAAGUUUUUAGAUAUGUGACAAAUUGAAUUGAAUGUGCCUGUUUUGUGUAGUCACUGACCCUUAGCGCUCACCAACUGAAUUUCACACAUUUUAAUGUUUGUUUUUAAUAGUGUAGAUGCCCUGUGAGACUCUUAUAUAUACAUUUUGGUUACACAGAAAAAUCUGAGCCUCAAUUGUUUAAGGACAAUGCUUUUCAACAAGGCACCUAAAUAGAAAAAAUAUCCGUGGGUACAUGCUCUACUCAAAAAUAUGUAAAUAUCUGUGCCAUAUUUUUUUUUAAAAAUCUCUGACUUAUUGUGGUAAUGUUAUGAAGCAAUCACUUUUAGCAUGUACAUCAGUUAAAGCCUUUGUGUGCGUCUGUGACUGUGUUGUUGGAAUUUACCAGAAUUUUAAGUGUCAUGCUGAAACCUUUAAUAGAAAUACUGCUUAAAUGUGUAAAGGAGGGAUUAUAGAUGUAUUUAUACUUUGUGGAGGUGGUAUUUAUAAACAACAAUCGAAAGAUCCCUUAAACUAUUUUCAGUCCAGCAGAGUAACUACUAUCUUCAGUCCUUUGUUUAACAAAAUAAAGACUUAUUUUUAAGAGA